Molecule: messenger RNA, 2308 nt
Organism: Vicugna pacos (alpaca)
Lineage: Eukaryota; Metazoa; Chordata; Mammalia; Artiodactyla; Camelidae
Source: RefSeq, a predicted model, not a curated record
AGCGGCCGGCCCCGCUCCUUCCACGCUGUCUCCACCCAGCCUUGGGCUGGAGGCGGCCUCGGGGUCCCCCGAGCCCCUCGCGCUCUCAGCCCUGAACUUUCCCCACCCCCACACAGCUCACGGGGAAAGGGGCCCGGGUCGUGCGUGGGGAGGGGCUGCAGGCCGGGGCAGAGAGCAGGAGUGGGGCGUGAGAGCGGGAGAAACGGGGAGAAGAGCGCGGGGACUGCCCCCCAGCCCCUCUGGGCGCUCUCUGCCAAAGCGCUGUCCCGAUGUUCGGGAGUGGUGUCAGCCCCCCCGAAAGACCCAGUUCCUGGAGGGCAGGAACCCCAGUGCUCGCCGCAGAGUGACACAUAGAAAAUUGCUUUGAGUCUGGGAGGUGGACAAAGUGAAGAAGCAAGAUGAGCUAUAAUACUGGUGCAGUCUCCAGACAGCCGGGCAGGGAGCUGCAGUGCUGAUGCUGAGGGGCCUCCGGGGAUGGAGAGUGGCCUGGCUGGCGGCAGCACAGGAGAUGAGCUGGUGAUGAAGAUCAAGCAAGAGAAGCCAGAGUGGCUGCUGCGGACUCUGGCGCCGCUGGCCGCGCUUUCCCAGAAGGAUAAGGAGAACAUCUUCCAGCAGCAUCGGGGCCCCUUGCCAUGCCAGACCGCGGGGAAGCCACGAGCCCUGGGGGGACAGGAGGAGACUGGGGGUUCAAGGUGGGCCCCUUCCACUGAGCAGGACAGCGGUCUGGCUGGCCGAGCUCCGGGGGCGGCCUCUGGCCCCCUAAGCCCCACUCUUUCUGCGGCCGAGGGUCACUUCGUGUGCCUGGACUGUGGGAAGCGGUUCAGCUGGUGGUCGUCGCUGAAGAUCCACCAGCGCACACACACCGGCGAGAAGCCGUACCUGUGCGGCAAGUGCGGCAAGAGCUUCAGCCAGAAGCCCAACCUGGCGCGCCACCAGCGGCACCACACGGGCGAGCGGCCCUUCUGCUGCCCCGAGUGCGCCAGGAGCUUCAGCCAGAAGCAGCACCUGCUCAAGCACCAGAAGACCCACGCUCGGCCCGCCGCCCACCCGUGUCCCGAGUGCGAGCGCUGCUUCCGCCACCAGCGCAUCCACACGGGCGAGCGGCCCUACCCGUGCCCCGAGUGCGGCCGCCGCUUCAGCCAGAAGCCCAACCUGACGCGGCACCGUCGCAACCACACGGGCGAGCGGCCCUACCUGUGCGCCUCCUGCGGCCGCGGCUUCAGCCAGAAGCAGCAUCUGCUUAAGCACCAGCGCGUUCACCGGGGGGCCGUGCUCAGUGCUCGCAGCCCUCCUCGUUCCGCCAGCCAGGUUGCUGGCGAGUUAGACCUCCCAGCCUCACGGGGCUGCUGUGAGGCUGCGGCGACGUUGGCGACUGCGGCGCUGCGGCGGCACGGAGGGCUGGGGAGGCGGCGCCAAUUGCAGCCAGAAGUGCCCAUGACCGAGCUGGCGUCCUCCGGGGGCGGGUCCCCUGCUGGGGACGGGGAGGAGGGUCUGGGGGACGAUCGAGGCCUGGUCAUCCACCACCCCGCGGAGGAGCAGCCGCACCGCUGCCCGCUGUGCGGCCAGACCUUCUCGCAGCAGCCCAGCCUGGUGCGGCACCAGAAGGCGCACGCCGGGGCGGGCCGCGCGGCCGCCUUCGUGUGUCCCGAGUGCGGCAAGGCCUUCAGCGUCAAGCACAACCUCGAGGUGCACCAGCGCACCCACACGGGCGAGCGGCCCUUCCCCUGCCCCGAGUGCGGCCGCUGCUUCAGCCUCAAGCAGAACCUGCUCACGCACCAGCGCAUCCACAGCGGCGAGAAGCCGCACCAGUGCGCUCAGUGCGGCCGCUGCUUCCGGGAGCCGCGCUUCCUGCUCAACCACCAGCGCACCCACGCGCGCAUGCCCGCGCCGCACCCGCGCCGCCCCGGCGUCUUCGGGGAGCGCAGGCCCUACUUCUGCUCCCGCUGCGGCAAGAGCUUCGCGCGCGAGGGCUCGCUCAAGACCCACCAGCGCAGCCACGGCCACGGGCCCGAGGGCCAGGCGGCCCAUUUAGGCCGCGUGCUCUGAUGCGCGCAAGGCCCGCCACUGGCUGUUUCCUGCCGCAGAGCCUCAUCCGUGACCCUUGGAGAUGGCGCUGGGCUGCGGCCCCCUCUCUGGAUGGGAUGUCGGGAGACGAGGAGGGCUGGCCUGGGGUAUCGAAGGAGUGGACCGCUACCUGGCUUGGGCCGCCUCUUUCUGCUCCUCCCCCAGGACCCUCCGGCUGGGUGCACACAGCUGCUUUGGGCCCCUGCGUUGGUUUUCCUCUUCAAGCCCACCCAGCUUAGAGCAG